AUGAGCACUCUCAGGCCGUUGCGCGGUGGCUGCCAAUGCGGCCGCAACCGUUACAUAAUCGCUGUUCCCCAGAAUGGCAUCAAUGAGGCACAGGUUCUCUUCAACACAGAGUCUGCACAUCAGAUACCUCUUGCAACUCCACUGGCCGCCUACAUCCGAGUUCCGCUUUCAUGGUAUCAUAGUACCACCUACUCUUUCUUCCCGGACGAGACACACGCCUUGAUUCGACGAGUUUAUACACACCCUAGCCAACAAUACUCAAAACGUCACUUCUGCGGCUACUGUGGCACACCACUGUCCUACUGGUCCGAAAACCCGCAUACCGAGGCCGAAUUUAUCAACCUGACGCUCGGAAGCUUGCUGAGGGAGGACCUGCGAGAUCUGGAAGACAUGGGACUGAUUCCAGAAGAGGAAGAUGGCAAAGCCUCGGCAGGCCAGUCACCAGCAGUGGUUGGUAGGAACACUGCAUUGCGCCAGUCGUAUGGAGUUCCGUGGUUUGAUGGCAUGGUCGAAGGAACGCGCCUAGGUAACAUGCGCCGCAGUCAAGGUGUCAAACAAUCUCAUGAUGGCCAGGUCAAGGUCGAGUGGGAGAUUGUCGAAUAUUCCAAUGGCGACGAGUUGACGGUCCCGACGGAAGAAGAUAACGAUGUGGAGAUGUCGAACCCUGGAAAGCGAAAGCUACAGGAUAGGGACGAUUUGGAGGCAGGUGCUGUUGGGAACUAG
Molecule: messenger RNA, 723 nt
Organism: Fusarium musae
Lineage: Eukaryota; Fungi; Ascomycota; Sordariomycetes; Hypocreales; Nectriaceae
Exons: 2
Coding region: 1-723 (240 amino acids)
Source: RefSeq, a predicted model, not a curated record